GAAGAAGAGUGAGAGAAAUCUCCAAACAUGGAAGGCAAGGCCAAAGCCAAUUGUAACCUGAGACGUUCAUAUGAAGAAUUCAAACCCUCUUUGAAUUGGAACAAAGAAGAAGGUCAUGAUACUCUUGUCAUCCAUCUACCUGGUUUCAAGAAGGAUCAAAUAAAUGUGCAAAUUGACUAUCUAAGUAAUCUGAAGAUCAACGGAGAGCGUCCCCUUGAGGAAAAUAGAUGGAGCCGUUUCCAUAAGAAUUUUCGCAUUCCGAAUGACUGUGAUGCAGAUGGGAUUCAUGCAAAAUUUAGAGGUGAACUCCUUUCUAUUACAAUGCCAAAGAAAUCAACUCAACAAAAAAAAAUUGAGUUUAGAUUGGGUGGCUUUGUUUUGAGAUGGAGUAAGCCUUUAAAGGUGGUUUUGAGUGUCUUCGUGGCCAUUGUUGUGCUAGUUGCCCUAGGUAUUUAUGCAGCAAACAUGCUUUAGGACUAGUUGAUGCUUUCCCCUCAAUGGGUUUAUAUGCUUUGUAUUCAAAAAAUCCAUCAACACCAAUUGAAAACAAGAAAAAGAAGAUGACGAUGCUGAA
Molecule: messenger RNA, 574 nt
Organism: Macadamia integrifolia
Lineage: Eukaryota; Viridiplantae; Streptophyta; Magnoliopsida; Proteales; Proteaceae
Product: inactive protein RESTRICTED TEV MOVEMENT 2-like
Exons: 2
Coding region: 28-474 (148 amino acids)
Source: RefSeq, a predicted model, not a curated record